UGCUAGCGGAGGCAGUUCCGAGAGCUAUUCACCCGCCGCCCCCCUUAGCCCUCUCUUCCGAUAGCUGCGAUUGGUUAGGUCUAGUUUCAAUAUGGCGGCCAACGCGACUACCAACCCGUCUCAGCUCCUGCCGCUCGAGCUUGUGGACAAGUGUAUAGGUUCACGUAUUCACAUUGUGAUGAAGAGUGAUAAAGAAAUUGUUGGCACACUCUUAGGAUUUGAUGACUUUGUCAACAUGGUGUUAGAGGAUGUUACAGAGUUUGAAAUCACACCUGAAGGAAGAAGAAUAACAAAAUUAGAUCAGAUCUUGCUAAAUGGAAAUAACAUAACAAUGCUGGUUCCUGGAGGAGAAGGACCUGAAGUGUAAAUUGAUUCAUUUGUCAUCUAUGAAGACUCUUGUUAUAUAUUCUGUUAUCUCAAUGGAGUGCUUUUGGUUUUCAUUUUGUUUACAUUUAAAGUUGAUAUUUGAUAAAAGGUAAAAUUUCCUAUUCAGGGAAGAUGCAUUGCUGAUGCUGACUUUGUAAGUUAAAAUCAUGACUUUAUUGUAAAGACCGAUCUGCUGUUCAGAAUAAAACAAACAUUUUCUUUUUGUUAAA
This is a messenger RNA of Chrysemys picta bellii (western painted turtle), 596 nucleotides long. It is a transcript of the gene LSM5, whose product is annotated as LSM5 homolog, U6 small nuclear RNA and mRNA degradation associated. Gene Ontology annotation, biological process: mRNA splicing, via spliceosome. NCBI's taxonomy places the organism in Eukaryota, Metazoa, Chordata, Testudines, Emydidae. Gene Ontology annotation, cellular component: Lsm1-7-Pat1 complex; U6 snRNP; U4/U6 x U5 tri-snRNP complex. Gene Ontology annotation, molecular function: RNA binding. The record is from RefSeq and is a predicted model, not a curated record.